Messenger RNA from Lactuca saligna, 1374 nucleotides. Lineage: Eukaryota; Viridiplantae; Streptophyta; Magnoliopsida; Asterales; Asteraceae. The record is from the annotation of a GenBank genome assembly.
AUGAGAAGGCCAAGAGGGUUGGAGUCAAGUACACCGGAGAAAGAACUACGGGAAAGAAUAUGGGACCGUUGUCGAUGUCUACAUUGCAAAGAAAUUGAACUGCCUCAAAAAGAACUUUGGCUUUGUAAGAUUUAUUCAGAUCCAGGAUUGUCUCCUUUGAAAAAACGGCUCAAUGAGAUUUACAUCGGAGCACAUAGGAUUGAAGCCAAUGUUGCACGAUACCAACGUAAGGAGAACGAGAAUUGCACAAGAAACUUUCAAACCACAAGUAGAGUACAACCAAAACAAACAAUGAACACGCGACUACAAGGCAGGUCAUUUCCCGAUGCUGUUAAGGGGACAAGGCAAACCGCAAACAUUGAAUCCAGUAAGUCAAGCAAAGUAGACGAUGGGUCGGCCCCUGCAAGGAAAGUAUUAAAAAUGAUAUCAAGCCUGGAGUCAAGAGAAGCCAUGCAGAAUACCUUGGUGGGGGAAGUAGAAAACUUCCAAGCUCUAAUAAACGUGAAAGCUUUCCAGGAGGUUGAGGGAUGGCCUUCAAUACAGCUAAGGUAUUUGGGAGGCCUAAAUAUGCUUCUUGAAUUCGAGAAUACAUCGGAAAAGGUCGCGUUCAUGAACAAUGGGAAGGAGAUUUGGCAGCUGUGGUUUAAAGAGGUCAAUAAUUGGGACGUGGAAGGUAACUUUACUGAAAGAAUCACAUCCAUAAUCAUCCACGGUGUGCCUCAACAUGCAUGGUGUGAGGAAGCUUUUAACAUUAUCGCAAGAUCGUGGGGGUCGGUGUUAAUCCCAGAAGAAUGCAACACAGACUCUCCAAAUUUGGCCUUUGGGAGGGUUGGAAUACUCACAUCUCACCCCGGAAUCAUCAGCUCUUCCAUCAAAAUCUUGGUGGACGGAAAAUCGUACCAGAUAAACAUCAUGGAGGAUAUAUUUGAAUCUCUGAAACUUAGUCCGGUGCUUGCUGCAAACGAUUUCUACCAAAGGAUGUCAUGGUGGGAUGAAGAAAGCACUAGUGAUAAUGGCAGUCUCAAUAGUGACGUUCCAGACCACUCUGAAGCUAGUUUACAGUCUCUGAGAAUAUCUCCGGCGAAGUCUCAGCAAUCAUCGGAAAGAUCUCCGGCGAAGUCUGAGCAAGCAUGGAAUCAGGUUGGGGAAGUGGAAAAGUUGCACGCCUUCAUCUCCAGCUCGGUAGCCAAGGGAACUCCUCGAUUGUCUAAACUCGUGGAGAAUCGUAUAGAAGCCGAACCACCACUGACUUCGGGUUUAGGUCACGUUGUUUUCGGAUCCGGAUCCUUUUCCUCUUUGGGCCAACUUAGAAGACGGGCCAGUUCUCCUCCCGUUAUUAAAAUUCCACAGCCCAUUCCCCUUAGACCUAAAUAG